Molecule: messenger RNA, 2620 nt
Organism: Choloepus didactylus (southern two-toed sloth)
Lineage: Eukaryota; Metazoa; Chordata; Mammalia; Pilosa; Megalonychidae
Gene: ARMH4
Product: armadillo like helical domain containing 4
Exons: 8
Coding region: 187-2508 (773 amino acids)
Source: RefSeq, a predicted model, not a curated record
UCCCCCCGGCGUCCCAGACAGUGGCGAAAGCAGCCGCCGCCGCCGCCGCCGCCGCAGGGGCCGCCGCGGGGAUGCCGAGCGCCGGCGCUGCAGCUUCCUUUCACGCGCUGCUUGCCUGAAGGUGCACAGGACUCAAUUACCGGAAUUGUCAACUCUGCCAAUUUAUGUGCACAUUUUUCUUCCGCUAUGAGCAGACAAAUUGUGUUGCUCAUUUGUCUGGCUUUCUGUAGCCUCCUGCUUCUCAACUUUGCCGCACAAUGUUUGGCCUUCCCCAAAAUGGAAAGGAGGGAGCUAUCACGUAUUCAUAAAGAAGAAGGUCAAUCUGAGAGCACCAACCCAGAUGACUUAGAAAAUAACUCUGUAUCUCCAAAGCAAAUGCUUCAAAGCAAAGUCUCCAAAGAGCCAAUGGUAGUGUCAGCAGGACCAUCAGUGACAUCAGUAAAUAAAGCAUUCCCUAUUAGUGAAGAAACCCAUCCUGUAGGAGCUAGGCUCACACAACCUAAUGGUCCUGGUGUUUACAUUCCUACUGAGUCAGUUGUUUCAAGAGGUGACCAAGUAUUUGGUUCCAGCCAGCCAGAGGGUAUGUCUCCUGAAAGCAGGUUUUCCAAGGCCAUGUUAACCGUCGCUGUCACUGCAACUGUUUCUCUGAAUAUGGAUGAGAAAGAGGAGCCCUUUAGUAGUACCAGCAUCCAUCCCGUUGUAGAAGGGACCACAGAAACAACACGAGGUUUUCUGAAGUAUUUGGAUAAUCACUCAUCUGCAACCGACAGUCAGGAGGGAGUAAGUCUGGGACAUUCACCAUCAUCCUAUGCGAACACUAAUGAAAUGCUGACCACCAAUCCUACGACAGAGAAACUUGAAACAGCCUCAGAGCCUAGGACAACUUCUCCUUGUGCUGAGCCCACAGCAGGCACUGAGCCUGGAAGUCUCACGCUCAAUAGAGAGAGGUCUUCACAAACGACAGCUGAUAAUUCCCAGGUUACUGCCACAAAGCACUUGCUUGCAACCUCCGUGUACACCCCGAGUGUUGAGUCAGAAACUGACAGCCUGCUGGGAGUCUGGGAAGUCACAGUUGGUGUCAGUACAGCGGUUCCACCUGCCUCUGUCUUAAGUGAUGAUUGGGAUGAUACCAAGUUAGAGAGUGUAAGCCAGAUAAGGGCCCCAGAGCUUGGAGAAAAUAUAGAUACACAGGUGAGAAUGGAAACGUCUCAGGCAACACACCUAAUCCGUGAUGGUACGGAAGGGGGUGAAACCAUGACAAAGGCUGCAGAUGUGGCUCUAGGGCUGCCUGAAGGGGAGACAUACAUGGGGACAGCCCUGCUGGUAGUGCCUGGGGAUGAGAGAUCAGCUGCCUUCACCGAUCAAAGUUCCUUUACUCCUACAAGUCUGAUGGAAGAUACAAAAGUGUCAGUUGUAAACCUGUUCCAAAAUACCAGAGACAUCACAGAAUCCAACAAGGAAAAUGAUGCCAUGCUUUUCUUGGAGACUGCUGCUUCCAUCUCAGAAUAUGAGUCUGAGGCAUAUCAAGAAUUGGGAAAUACACUUAAAGACAUUGGUACUCAAGAGAUGACAACAGCUAUUCAAGAAGCAGAAGCCACUUUAUCAUCAGUGACACUAGAACGGGUUUCUACCCUCACGAUUACCGGUGAAGAUGGUGAAACUGAGGAAGGAAACAAGUCCUUCUCUGCCUCGUCUGAUGUGCCUGGUGUUACUCAGCUGUCAGGGAGACUGAAGCCUCUGGCCACUGCAGUUUCAACUACAGCCCUACCUUUGUCUCUUAAAGUUACUCCUGCAGCAGAAGACGUAAUGGACACUGUCACGGGCCCAAAUGAAGAAUUGUUCACACCGGUUUGGGGCUUUCCAGUGACUCCCCCUGGAGUAACGGAGGAGGUGGCCAGCAUUUCCCGGACGCUUUCUGCAUCCGAGGCAUCCUCUGAAAGAAGAACCGUUGUCCCAUCCAUUGGCCUUGUUAAUACAGCUGCCUCAUAUGGUCUGGAUCAACUCGAAUCUGAAGAGGGAGAAGAUGAGGAUGAGGAGGAUGAGGAGGAGGAAGAUGAAGAAGAGGACAAUGAGGAGGAAGAAGAGGAAGAUAAAGACGCGGACUCCCUGGACGAGAGCUUGGACGGUGACACUGAGCUGCCUGGGUUUACUCUCCCUGGCCUCACGUCCCAGGAACCAGGCUUAGAGCUGGGAAACCUGGGCCCACUGGAGGGCGCCACCUACCAGGUGCCAGAUGCCAUCGAGUGGGAGCAGCAGAAUCAGGGCCUAGUGAGAAGUUGGAUGGAAAAACUAAAAGACAAGCAGGCUGGCUAUAUGUCUGGGAUGCUCAUGCCUGUAGGAGUUGGAAUAGCUGGGGCCUUGUUCAUCCUGGGAGCACUCUACAGCAUUAAGGUUAUGAAUCGCCGAAGGAGAAAUGGCUUCAAAAGGCAUAAAAGAAAGCAGAGAGAAUUCAACAGCAUGCAAGAUCGAGUAAUGCUCUUAGCUGACAGCUCCGAAGAUGAAUUUUGAGUUGGACUGGGAUUUGGCUGGGAUACUGAGUGGUGUUACUACUUUAUUUUUGAUUUUUGAGCAAGAAAAAAAAAAAAAGAAUAACGUGCUGCCACAUUGCUGCUACCAUACC